Messenger RNA from Myxocyprinus asiaticus (Chinese sucker), 739 nucleotides. Its product is annotated as peptidyl-tRNA hydrolase 2, mitochondrial-like. The transcript is spliced from 2 exons. Gene Ontology annotation, biological process: negative regulation of anoikis; positive regulation of anoikis. Gene Ontology annotation, molecular function: peptidyl-tRNA hydrolase activity. The record is from RefSeq and is a predicted model, not a curated record. Gene Ontology annotation, cellular component: cytosol; mitochondrion. Lineage: Eukaryota; Metazoa; Chordata; Actinopteri; Cypriniformes; Catostomidae. The coding region runs from base 92 to 604 and encodes 170 amino acids.
GUCAUCAUUAAUCGACCGCAUGAAGAAGCGGCUCGUGGGGAGUUUGCAGGAAUCUUCAGGCUGCUGAAUCAUUUUGAUAGCUGAUUUCAGGAUGGAGUCUCUGUUUGGAUCUGUAGGUCUUGGUAUACUGGCAGGUGUGGGCUGUGGGCUCUGCCUCGGUUGGUACCUUCGUGGGCGGUUCGGCACAUCCUCCCGCACUAUGAUGGCACCUUUAGGGAACAGCAGUGAGAGCAGCGUGAUGGGCGAGAGUGGCGAGUUCAAAAUGAUCUUGGUUGUCCGAACAGAUCUGAAGAUGGGCAAGGGAAAAGUGGCGGCCCAAUGCUCUCACGCUGCAGUGUCCGCCUACAAACAGGUCCAGCGCAGAAACCCAGAGCUGCUGAAACAGUGGGAGUACUGUGGGCAGCCAAAAGUGGUGGUGAAGGCCCCAGAUGAGGACUGUUUGCUGGAGCUGCUGACCCAUGCCAAAGCGCUUGGGCUGCCGGUCAGUUUGAUCCAAGAUGCUGGAAGAACCCAAAUCGCACCAGGGUCACGGACUGUUCUUGGUGUGGGACCCGGACCAGCAGAUCUCAUUGACAAAGUGACUGGACACCUAAAACUAUAUUAAAUGAUAGCGAAUAAGCAGCUAUUGGACUAAGAUGGGACUAAACUUGUCAUUUAGGUGGACAGUUUUGACCAAUCCUAGACAUUGUAGAUUUUAUACAAAGGAGAAAGAUACAAUGGAAUUAAAGGGUUAAAAUGA